This is a messenger RNA of Dicentrarchus labrax (European seabass), 7809 nucleotides long. RefSeq names its product diphosphoinositol pentakisphosphate kinase 1a (gene ppip5k1a). Gene Ontology annotation, cellular component: cytosol. The record is from RefSeq and is a predicted model, not a curated record. The transcript has 32 exons. Gene Ontology annotation, biological process: inositol metabolic process; inositol phosphate biosynthetic process. Lineage: Eukaryota; Metazoa; Chordata; Actinopteri; Moronidae. Bases 492 to 4841 code for a protein of 1449 amino acids. Gene Ontology annotation, molecular function: 5-diphosphoinositol pentakisphosphate 1-kinase activity; diphosphoinositol pentakisphosphate kinase activity; inositol hexakisphosphate kinase activity.
CAAAAAAAAAAAAAAAAAAAAGAUUGGUUUCACAUGCAAAGUGUCAGGAGGAGAGAAAGCGAGCCGAUGGCAGCGACGCAAACCUCCGAGCCGCACUAGUCCUACAGUCAGUCUUGCAUAUAAAUGGAGGAAAGGACUGUCAUCAGAUAAUUGGAGCUGCAGCCUCCAAGUUUGCUAAAGACUGAGAGAAACCCAAGCCAGUCAUACGAGAUGUGAAUUUGCUGAAUGAAGAAUGAGAAACUUGAGUAACGACUUCAUUGCAGAGGACUGACCAGCGCCAUCAUUUCUCACAUAACCUUUUACGUUUGAGCGCCGCUCAUUCAGUCUCAUUCUGCUCCCCUGCCUCACACACCUUCGUCUACCAGCUCUGCUGCCCAGCCCAGGCAGAGUGGACCCGUCCCUCUCCCCAGGCCUCGCGCCCUCCCAUCGGCGGCGGUGUGUUGGUGUACGAUGGCGCGGUGGGACGCUGAGGGCUGCCGCGGGGGACUGUGAUGUCAGAGCCCAACAGCCCGGGCGAGAGCCGGCGUGGCGCUCCCAGAUUCUUCGUGGGCUGCGAGGACGAUGAGAGCGAGGUCCUGGAAGACAGCAUGAGGACAGACAUGGAGCUAUAUGAGGACGACGAAGACACAGACUCGCCCCCGGAGCAACAGAUCGUGGUGGGGAUCUGCUGCAUGAUGAAGAAGUCCAAGUCUAAGCCAAUGACCCAGAUCCUGGAGAGGCUGUGCAGGUUUGAGUACAUCACUGUGGUCAUCUUCCCAGAGGACGUCAUCCUCAACGAACCUGUGGACAAAUGGCCUCUGUGUGACUGCCUCAUCUCCUUCCACUCCAAGGGAUUCCCUCUGGAUAAGGCAGUGAGCUACGCCAAACUGAGAAACCCUCUGCUCAUCAAUGACCUGAACAUGCAGUACUACAUACAGGACAGGAGAGAGGUGUAUCGCAUCCUGCAGGAGGAAGGAAUAGAUCUACCACGUUAUGCUGUGCUGAACCGUGACCCAGAUAAACCAGAUGAGUGUAACCUGGUGGAAGGAGAAGACCAUGUGGAGGUGAACGGAGAGAUAUUCCAAAAGCCCUUUGUUGAGAAGCCUGUCUGCGCUGAGGACCACAACGUCUACAUCUACUACCCCACCUCUGCUGGUGGGGGCAGCCAGCGACUCUUCAGAAAGAUUGGGAGCCGGAGCAGUGUGUACUCGCCAGAGAGCAGUGUGAGGAAGACGGGCUCUUACAUCUAUGAGGAGUUCAUGCCAACAGAUGGCACUGAUGUUAAGGUGUACACUGUGGGGCCAGACUACGCUCAUGCUGAGGCUCGGAAGUCCCCCGCUCUGGACGGGAAGGUGGAGAGAGACAGCGAGGGGAAGGAGGUCCGCUACCCCGUCAUGUUGUCAGCAAUGGAGAAACUGGUGGCCCGCAAGGUCUGCCUAGCAUUCAAGCAAACUGUGUGUGGCUUCGAUCUUCUCCGAGCCAAUGGACACUCUUAUGUGUGUGAUGUCAACGGUUUCAGUUUCGUGAAGAACUCAAUGAAGUACUACGACGACUGUGCCAAGAUCCUCGGGAACAUCGUGAUGCGUGAGCUGGCUCCUCAGUUUCAGAUUCCUUGGUCCAUCCCUACCGAGGCAGAGGACAUCCCCAUUGUUCCCACUACAUCGGGGACCAUGAUGGAGCUACGUUGUGUCAUCGCUGUCAUCCGCCAUGGAGACAGAACGCCCAAACAGAAGAUGAAGAUGGAAGUUCGCAACCCCAUGUUCUUUGAUCUAUUUGAAAAAUAUGGAGGAUACAAAACUGGGAAAUUAAAGCUGAAGAAGCCGAAACAACUGCAGGAGGUGCUGGACAUCACACGGCAGUUGUUAGCAGAACUAGGACAGCACAACGACUGCGAGAUAGAAGAGAAGAAGUCCAAACUGGAGCAGCUGAAGACUGUUCUGGAAAUGUAUGGCCACUUCUCCGGGAUCAACAGAAAAGUGCAACUAACUUACCUGCCCCAUGGGCAGCCCAAAACCUCAAGUGAGGAAGAAGACACACGUAAGGAAGGUCCGUCUCUGCUGCUGGUGCUGAAGUGGGGAGGAGAGCUGACUCCUGCUGGCAGAGUACAGGCUGAGGAGCUGGGAAGGGCCUUCCGCUGUAUGUACCCUGGAGGACAAGGAGACUAUGCUGGCUUUCCAGGCUGUGGUUUACUGCGGUUACACAGCACCUACAGACAUGACCUGAAGAUAUAUGCAUCUGAUGAAGGCAGGGUGCAGAUGACGGCCGCAGCUUUCGCAAAGGGUUUGCUGGCUCUGGAGGGUGAGCUGACACCCAUCCUGGUGCAGAUGGUGAAGAGCGCCAACAUGAACGGGCUGCUGGACAACGACAGCGACUCGCUGAGCAGCUGCCAGCACCGCGUCAAGGCCCGACUGCACGAGAUUCUGCAGAAGGACAGGGACUUCACAGACGAAGACUUCGACAGGCUGGCCCCGACCUGCAGUGCCUCUUUGGUGAAUUCAAUGAAGAUAGUCCAGAACCCAGUGGCCACAUGUGACCGGGUCUAUGCCCUCAUUCAGAGCCUCACCUCCCAGAUCCGCAAAAGGAUGGAGGACCCCAAGUCGGCUGACCUGCAGCUGUACCACAGUGAGACGCUGGAGUUGAUGCUGCAGCGGUGGUCCAAACUUGAGAGAGACUUCCGCAUGAAAAACGGCCGCUACGACAUCAGUAAAAUACCUGAUAUUUAUGACUGUGUGAAGUACGACGUUAUCCACAAUGCUACUCUGGGCCUGGAGGACACGCUGGAGCUGUUCAGACUGUCGCGAGCUUUGGCUGACGUCGUCAUCCCACAGGAAUAUGGCAUAAAUAAAGUGGAGAAAUUGGACAUAGCAUACGCCUACUGCCUCCCACUGGUCAGAAAGAUCCAGCUUGACCUGCAGAGGACCCACGAGGAUGAGUCUGUCAACAAACUGCACCCUCUGUAUUCCCGCGGAGUGAUGUCUCCUGGGCGCCAUGUCAGGACACGUUUAUAUUUCACCAGUGAGAGUCACGUCCACUCCCUGCUCAGCAUUUUCCGCUAUGGAGGCUUGCUCGAUGAGGAGAAGGACCAGCAGUGGAAGCGUGCCAUGGAUUACCUCAGUGCUGUCUCUGAACUCAACUACAUGACUCAGAUUGUCAUCAUGCUGUAUGAGGACAACAAUAAGGACAUCUCCUCUGAGGAACGCUUCCACGUAGAGCUUCACUUCAGCCCUGGUGUCAAAGGCGUUGAGGAGGAGGAGAACGCACCGACCGGCUUUGGCUUCAGGCCCGCUUCUGCAGAGGUAGCACGACAGAACGGGCAGAAACAGACGGAUCCCGGCAGCCUGGAGGACCUCUCACGAGAUGAGACCGACCGCGCCGUGCCGCUGUCUGAGCCGAUCACCAUUCAGAGGAGAUCCCCACUCAUACGCAACCAUAAGACAGGAUCCAUGGAGGUUCUGUCAGAGACAUCAUCCUCCAAAGUAGGCAGUUAUCGCCUCUUCUCGCUCUGCUCACGUCAGUCCCCUGAGAUGAAACAAAGUGGAUUAGGCUCUCAGUGCGCCGGGCUCUUCAGCACCACUGUCCUAGGUGGGUCCUCUAGCGCCCCUAACCUGCAGGACUACGCACGCGCACACCGCAAAAAAUUCUCCACUGGCAGUCUGUCCUACAAAGACGAGUUGUUGUCUAUGCCGGCAGUAAAACGAUUUUCUGUGUCGUUUGCAAAGUAUCCGACUAAUGGAACACAAGAUGACACAUCCACCAUAGCAGAGGCUCCACCUCUCUGGUGCACUGCAAAAGAGCCCUUGGAGGAGCACCAUGUGGCCCAGUUGUUGAGGCGUUUCUCCACUGACCUCAGCCUGGGCCGCCACCUCUCUCUGGACGGGGCGCUGGCCCACCACCUCCACCAGUGCUCCUACCACCUCCGCCUCUUCCGAAACUGGCUCAUCUCCGGCCAAGACCCCCUAGAGUACCUCCACGGCUUCGAAGGCUGCUCCAUGGUGCCCUCCAUCUAUCCUCUGGAAACGCUGCACAACUCGCUGUCUCUAAAACAGGUCAACGAGUUCCUCGCCGGCGUGUGCGAGAGCGCAGGGGAUCCACACACGAGGACUACCAGAGCUCUGUCAGCCAUGUUUGAGACACACAACCAGCCGUCAGUGGACUCGUACAUCCCUCAGCGAGUCCUCACAUCCUCCAUCUCUCUCAGAUCUCGUUCUGACAGACCCCCUUGGUACAGCAGCGGUCCAUCCAGCACAGUAUCCAGCGCGGGACCGUCCUCUCCCACUACAGCUGACACUUCCCCACGUUUCAGCUUCAGUGAUAAGAUAUCCCUCACCCCUCAGAGCAGCGAGGAAACUCACUCCUCGCAAAACAUUUCCACUCAGCCGGUGUCCGCCGCCGGAUCACAAGUCCUCGACCCAACUUGCUCUGCUGUUACAAACCCUGGUGAAGUUCCUCUGACUCCAAAUAACUCACCGGAGGAUGAUGCUGAGCAGUGCACUGUUACUGCUCACCAGCCUGAUAAUCCUGAAUGCACACAGGAAGGGCCAGAGGAGGCUCCUGCAGCCGAUGAUACUGCCAGCGGUGCAAUUUCAGAUCCCAGCCUGAGACCCCCCUGCUCUGCGUUAGCUGAGCUCACUCUGGGCCGGAUGGAGGGUUACUGCCUCCCAGGCUCUCUGCCCGUGCUGCUGGAGCUCAGAGAGAGCAGCAGCGAGGCGGGCUCCAGCUCCCAGACUCCCCAGUCUCCUGAGGGACCUGAUGAGUUCUUUGACACACAGGAGUCGUUGGAGUUGUGGAUGGACAGUCCAGAAAGCCUCCCGAGUCCCGAGGCGCCUCUGGAGGUCGGAGCCACUCACACAGCAGAGCCGUAGGGCGGCGAAACCUUCAGAACAACAGGCUUCAGAUCCGUCAGAAACUACUGUGGUUACAUUUGUAACUCUACAAGCAUCAUCCUCGUCAAUCAUGAGCAGUGAGGCAUUGUACUGAGCUACAGCCAACCGGGCCUCCCAUGUCCCCUCGAUGACUGUGUGUUGAGUAAUAGUCACUGGGCAGCUGGUCCUCACACUAGGCUCUGCGUUGGAGAAUCGUAUGACAAUGCCCCACAUGCUGUUCAUUGCCUUUUUAAAAAAAGCACACUAUUGACCCACCAGUGACACCACUGAGCCUCCUCUGACAGUCCACUGGUUCAGUCCAUCUAUCUGUAAAGAUGUAGGAAGCCACUCGUUAUAAGGUGAAGCUUUAUUCUUAAAUUUAACAGCUGUGUUACCGUUUCGUGCAUGCUGUUGCACAAGCCCUUUCCUUAAAGCUGCAUUAAUCGAUUUGUGGCCACUAGGGUGCAGAAACGCCUUGCAACCCACAGCCCUGACCUGUUACUACCUUACUAAGCUGUUAUUGCUCAGAUUUUAGAUAUCAGUUGCCUGGUUACACAUCCAGCAGACAUGGGACAAAAGCAUCAUCCCACUGGAGUCUUGUUUGUGUCCACGUGAUGAAUAAAAGUCCAAUUUCCACUCUACUUUUAGCUCUGGUUUGCUCUCCACCAACUGAAGAAGAAUAUUAGCUGCUGGGAGUUCCAUUAUGUUCACCAGCUAGUCUCUAAACUUUGUCUGCCUGCCUUUUUUUGUCAGGCAAGUAGUGUACAGUGGAUUUAUCCAGGGGUUGAUGAGAGCAUUGAGUCUUAACCAUACAGAAAAAUAGGCUGUGGAACUAAAAGAACAUUUCAGUUGAUUCAUUGUGACCAUAAAAGUUAUUGAUUAAUGGAGCUUUAAAGUGUGUAAAGUCUGUCUCACAUCUUUCUUACCUUCAGUCCUUCCCCCCUUGGACAGCUGCAGUAGUGAAGUUUUAGUCUUUGCAUGACCAACUUCCAUAUCGUCCAUCGCAGUCAGGUGACCGAUAUCAGCCGUGCUUUCUGCUUCCUUUGUUCGAAGAAAAUACAAUCUGUGGCUCUUCUGCUCUUCAUCAUAUCAGCGUCUGUCCUGUGCUGAGCUUCUGUGGCGCUACAUGUUUAGUACCUGCAUCUGUGAUUUAAGAAAAACAACAAAAGCUGAAUGACAGCAGCUGAAUCUUCAUUACUGCCAGUAAAAUAUAUAGUGUUCAAUCUCCAGGUCAAACCGUGUGUGCACUGCUUACUGCCAAAGUCCUUAAGCCUCAUUGAAGAUUUAAUAUAAUCGAUAGGAAAUUGAUAGAGAGAGAAAAUAAUAUUUAUUUUGAAAUUGCAUCUUGAAAAAAAAAAAAAAGAAACUGGUAUUUUUGAUACCCACAUCAGAUAUUUAAUUGUACCAUAGCUAUUGUAUAUUUUUUGUAAAAUCACCUCAUGAUGUGGGAAAAUCUGAAAGCUAAUCUCUCAUUUUAUCACUGAACAAACAGGAGGGGCAUUUUACAUUAAAUGUGCUUUUAUUGUGGCAAGCAGUUAUGUAGCAGAGGUGUGUGUUUGUUUGUGUGUGUGUUGUGUGUGUGUGUGUGUGUGUUUGUUUGUGUGUGACUGUGUGUGUGUGAAGGGGGUACACACACACACACACACACACUGAGAAGCAAUUCAGGUAGAUGAGUACGCUGAUGUGCAAUCCUGUGUUUAAUCAGUGGGACUUGAUGUUACAUUGUGAUGUACUGUAGAGGUGAAACUCCGAGCGGUCGUCCUGUCUGUGAGUACAGAUUAUCACUGUUUGCUUAAAGGGUCAAUUCACUCAAAUUACAAUUGAAAAAAAGGCCAACAGGGUCUCAUUCACCUCUACUGGUUUUCAUUUUUAUCUCCAACAAUGAGGUUUUCACUGUUUGUUUUUUUUUAGCAAGGUUACUGAAAUGAAACUUGGGGGCGGGUGUAGCAUGGGCCAAGAAAGAAACCCAUUAAAUUAAAAGUGGAUCUGAAUCACGGAGCGAAUACGCAAAUUACUUUGUUAACAUUGCAGUUGUAGUGGUAUUAUUUGCCCAGAGUUUGAGAUGUCUGACUCUAAUUUCUGUCUGUAGUUGUGGUGCUGAAAACAUCUAAACCAGUGUCACAUCCAGAUGUUUUCCAGGAUUAUUUAGUCAUAGAUGUCUUCUGAGUUUGACGACCCGUUCUUUCCUAUGAAUGUUGCUCAUUGGGCGCAUACGCUGCAGGCCCACGCAGCCUGAACACCAGAGUCCCUCUCCGGCCGAGCCAGCGGAGAGCGUUUGUGUUUGAAGCUCUCCACAUACAUUAAAGGACAAAAUAAUUAGACUUUCCCAAGUUUAAUGGCCUUUAUGAAUCAAAUUCAUCAUUCAAAGAUUCAUCUCUGAAAAAUGUGAUAAUUUUUGUGGACUUUUUAUCCAAUCUGUGAGCUCCACAAACCAAAUUCACUUCUCAGUGCAUCAGAAUUGAGGCAGAAAUCUCAAAACCUGGACAAAUAAAACUAAAACCAUCUACAUGGCCUUGAUACCUCCUUUUUUGAAUUUGGGUGAACUAACCCUUUAGUGAAAUCCACCUUUUAAUCACUGAGGAUGAAUUGUCUGUAAUCCAAUAAAGAUCUCCCUGCUGAGCUUCUGAAUGCUUUGUGAACUGAGGCGCUCUCAUGUCUCCUGUCUGAUUUCAACCUGUUGGAUGAUUAAGCUUCGGUUGUUUCCUCUGUGCUGAGCGACUCCACAGCUCCAAUGUUUUCUGUCUGUUAAUCUCAUCUGUGUGAACUUAAUCAUUUUAGAAAGAUCAUUAUAUGAAACGUCCACAAUAUACUGUAAUACAGUACAAUAUUACACAAUACAGCUAUUGGAAUGUAAAUUCCACAUUUGUUUGUAUGUUAUUGUUUGCUUUAGUAUCAUGGUCUCUGUCCUCUAAAAUAAACCAAUAAAAUAAGAACAAAAGGUAUGAAAGUCUCCAAAAAACACAAAGAA